AUGGAGCUGGUUGGAGCUAAACUGUUCAAAGCAGUGGUGCUCCAGGAACUGAGUUUGAGACCACUGCCCUGUGGUGUGUUUGCUGAUACGGUUACAGUGGAGUCAGUGUCAGUGACGGAGGGAGAUUCAGGCACUCUUCACUCUGGUGUGACUGCUAUAACAGAUGUAGAACAGAUUCUGUGGAGGUUUGGAUCUGAAAACACUUUAAUAGCUGAAAUCGAUGUACUGGCCGGCACCGUCACUGUACCUGAUAAUGUUCUUGGUGGGAGAUUCAGAGACAGACUGAAGCUGGAUCAUAAAACUGGAUCUCUGAUCAUCACAAACACCAGAACUGAACACACUGGAGACUAUCAAUUACAGACCAGCAGUGUGAGGAAGAGAUUCACUCUCACUGUCUACGCUCGUCUUCCUGUUCCUGUCAUCAUCAGAGACUCUUCAAACUGUUCUUCAUCAUCAUCUUCAUCACAGCAGAAUUGUUCACUGGUGUGUUCAGUGGUGAAUGUGGGUCAUGUGACUCUCUCCUGGUACAAAGGAAACAGUUUAUUGUCCAGCAUCAGUGUGUCUGAUCUCAGCAUCAGUCUCUCUCUACCUCUGGAGGUGGAAUAUCAGGAGAAAAACAGCUACAGCUGUGUGAUCAACAAUCCCAUCACAAACCAGACCACACAUCUGGACAUCAGCAAA
Molecule: messenger RNA, 681 nt
Organism: Carassius auratus (goldfish)
Lineage: Eukaryota; Metazoa; Chordata; Actinopteri; Cypriniformes; Cyprinidae
Product: SLAM family member 9-like
Exons: 3
Source: RefSeq, a predicted model, not a curated record